AAACACAACCACUCGGUGAGCGAUUACACACGUCUGAAAGAACAGUUAGGUUUGUGUCUUCUGGAAAUCCACAUAGAACACAAUCACUCGGUGAGCGAUUACACACGUCUGAAAACAUGGCGACUUUAGUGGAGGCAACAUCCUCGCAGCAGUUUGAGGACUUGCUAUCAAAGGCUGGCAAGUUCUUGACGGUGGUCCACUUCCAGGCAGCAUGGGCCCCUCAGUGCAGUCAGAUGAACGAUGUGAUGGGAGAGCUGGCAAAGGAGAACAAACACACCAUGUUUAUCAAGCUGGAGGCAGAAGCAGUGCCAGAGGUAUCAGAGAAAUAUGAGAUUACCUCAGUCCCGACCUUCCUCUUCUUUAAGGGUGGCCAGAAGAUUGACAGGCUGGACGGAGCUCAUGCCCCGGAGCUGACCAAUAAGGUCCAGAGGCUGUCGGUCAGCUCGGGGGGGCUGGGCGGGCCAGGGGCGGAGCCCCCUAAAGAGGACCUUAAUGAGCGUCUGAAGAGACUGAUCAACGCAGCACCCUGCAUGCUCUUCAUGAAGGGAUCCCCCCAGGAACCCCGCUGCGGCUUCAGCCGUCAGAUAGUGGCGCUCUUCAAGGACCAUGCGAUCCAGUUCAGCAGUUUUGACAUUCUGUCAGACGAGGAAGUGAGAGGGGGGCUGAAGACCUUCUCCAACUGGCCCACCUACCCUCAGGUUUACGUCAAUGGAGAACUCGUAGGGGGACUGGACAUUGUCAAGGAACUCGCUGAAUCUGGAGAGCUGGAGAACACCUGUCCCAAGGCUGUCACACUGGAGCACAGGUUGAAGUCGACCAUCAACAGGAGUCCAGUCAUGCUGUUCAUGAAGGGCAAUAAAGAGCAAGCCAAAUGUGGGUUCAGUCUUCAGAUACUGGAGAUAAUGAACAGCUCGGGGGUGGAAUAUAGCACCUUUAAUAUCCUGGAAGAUGAGGAGGUCAGACAGGGUCUAAAGACAUACUCAAACUGGCCAACGUACCCUCAGCUAUAUGUCAAUGGGGAACUCAUUGGCGGGCUGGACAUUGUGAAGGAGCUUAAAGAGAGUGGAGACCUUCCUUCUGUCCUGAGGGGUGAAUGCUAGAUUCCUGUAGUACUAUUACUGUGAUGGGAAUGAGCUAUGGACUACUGCACUCUUCCUUCCUCUCUCUACCCUCCUCUUCCUCUCUCUAUCCUCCUCUUCCUCUCUCUCUACCCUCCUCUUCCUCUCUCUCUACCCUCCUCUUCCUCUCUCUACACUCCUCUUCCUCUCUCUCUACCCUCCUCUUCCUCUCUCUACACUCCUCUUCCUCUCUCUAUCCUCCUCUUCCUCUCUCUCUACCCUCCUCUUCCCCUCUCUAUCCUCCUCUUCCUCUCUCUACCCUCCUCUUCCUCUCUCUACCCUCCUCUUCCCCUCUCUACCCUGCUCUUCCCCUCUCUAUCCUCCUCUUCCCCUCUCUAUCCUCCUCUUCCUCUCUCUAUCCUCCUCUUCCUCUCUCUACCCUCCUCUUCCCCUCUCUACCCUGCUCUUCCCCUCUCUAUCCUCCUCUUCCUCUCUCUAUCCUCCUCUUCCCCUCUCUAUCCUCCUCUUCCUCUCUCUAUCCUCCUCUUCCCCUCUCUAUCCUCCUCUUCCUCUCUCUCUACCCUCCUCUUCCCCUCUCUACCCUGCUCUUCCCCUCUCUACCCUGCUCUUCCCCUCUCUAUCCUCCUCUUCCUCUCUCUAUCCUCCUCUUCCUCUCUCUAUCCUCCUCUUCCUCUCUCUCUACCCUCCUCUUCCCCUCUCUACCCUGCUCUUCCCCUCUCUAUCCUCCUCUUCCUCUCUCUAUCCUCCUCUUCCCCUCUCUAUCCUCCUCUUCCUCUCUCUACCCUCCUCUUCCUCUCUCUACCCUCCUCUUCCUCUCUCUAUCCUCCUCUUCCCCUCUCUACCCUCCUCUUCCCCUCUCUAUCCUCCUCUUCCCCUCAUCUUCCUCUCUAUCCUCCUCUUCCUCUCUAUAUCCUACUCUUCCCCUCUCUACCCUCUGCCCUCUUCAUUCCCCUCUCUAUCCUCCUCUUCCUCUCUAUCCUCCUCAUCCUCUAUAUCCUACUCUUCCCCUCUACACUCUUAGAACGUCCUUAACCUCCCACUUAAAGUCAACAAGGUCACAGCGAAUGCAGUCCUCUGUCACAAGGGAUGAAAUACGUGGUAUAUUAUCCAUCCAUUGAUUUCUGAACAUGGCUCAGGUGUCCAAAUAAACCCGAUUGAUCAAAGUGCAUUCUGCCACCAGCUGCAAAUAUAAUAAAGUCAUCCAUGAUGCAA
Oncorhynchus masou masou (cherry salmon) is the source of this 2291-nucleotide messenger RNA. Its product is annotated as glutaredoxin 3-like. Gene Ontology annotation, biological process: intracellular iron ion homeostasis. Gene Ontology annotation, cellular component: nucleus; cytosol. The record is from RefSeq and is a predicted model, not a curated record. The transcript is spliced from 11 exons. Lineage: Eukaryota; Metazoa; Chordata; Actinopteri; Salmoniformes; Salmonidae. Bases 117 to 1100 code for a protein of 327 amino acids.